Messenger RNA from Juglans microcarpa x Juglans regia, 932 nucleotides. RefSeq names its product tRNA-uridine aminocarboxypropyltransferase 2. NCBI's taxonomy places the organism in Eukaryota, Viridiplantae, Streptophyta, Magnoliopsida, Fagales, Juglandaceae. The coding region runs from base 41 to 847 and encodes 268 amino acids. The record is from RefSeq and is a predicted model, not a curated record. The transcript has a single exon.
UCGGACUCAUCCUAAAACGAAACGCCCAUACUCCAAAACAAUGAAUAUGGACCCUGGAAACCCCACGAACCACUUCCACAUGACCGCCGAGCCACCGCCGGCGCGGCGGAGCGUCUGCGUGAGGUGCGCUCGACCCACCCCAGUCUGCCUCUGCGAGAGGCUACCGGCCCAGCCAAUCACAACCAGGACCCAAAUCGUCAUCGUCCACCACCCCCACGAGGCCGACCACAAGCUGUCCACUGUGCCGGUUCUGACCAAAUGCCUCCUCAACUCCACCACAAUCAUCACCCGCCGCCUCCGCCAAGGCCUCUCCCCUCUCCUCGACCAAUUCCCUCCCGCCAUCUACCUCUUCCCCCCCACCAACCCUUCCUCGCCCGCCGUCACCCUAUCCUCCCUCAUACGAGAUAAUACCCCUCCGGUCUUGAUCGUCUUCGAUGCGACCUGGAAGCACGCCAAGGAGAUGGUGAGCGCGAGCGAGGGUUUCCUGUCGAAGUUUGCAACUAGGGUUUGUUUGGACUACGAUGAGAGUGUGAGCGGCGGGAGUAUAUACGACUCGGAGUUGAUUCUGAGGAAGGAGCCGUACGGCGGGUGCGUGAGCACCAUGGAGGCGGUGGCGAGGGCCCUGAGGGUUCUUGAGCCCAAUGGGACAGAGAUAGAGCGGACAUUGAUAGAGGUUCUGAGAGAGAUGGUGAGAUUGCAGGCUCGUUACUUGAAGCCCAUGAAGCCCAGGCCCAAGUUGUUGAAGAAGGGUAAGGAGAAGGACUCGAUGGAAAACAGCAAGGGUUCGGAGCCGUCUAUAUCCACUAGGACCACUAUAGACGUAAAAUCAAUCUUUACGAAUUCCUAACUAUAUGGACAUGAAAUGUCUGUUCACUCCCUCCAAACGUGUUUUCGAAUAUGUACUGAAUAUUUCUUAGGUUAAUGAUUAAUCU